Molecule: messenger RNA, 6235 nt
Organism: Polypterus senegalus (gray bichir)
Lineage: Eukaryota; Metazoa; Chordata; Cladistia; Polypteriformes; Polypteridae
Gene: mast3b
Product: microtubule associated serine/threonine kinase 3b
Exons: 27
Coding region: 820-5277 (1485 amino acids)
Biological process (GO): peptidyl-serine phosphorylation; intracellular signal transduction
Molecular function (GO): magnesium ion binding; protein serine/threonine kinase activity; protein binding
Source: RefSeq, a predicted model, not a curated record
UGUAAUGCAAAAAACACGUAAGUAUUCCAAGUGUUAAUAAUGUAUCGGACUGUUAGUUUUGUGCUAAUUCGCCGCAGUGAAAUUAUUACGGUUAAGCGUCACUGUAAUGUUUCCGUCUCACAUACAUCAGCAAUUAUUUUUUUGAGUACGGUCUAAGUAAAAUGCUUGGCGUCUUUUAAGUCUAGUGUAAUUACUGAGCGUCUCUGUCAUAGGCUUAAAAAAGUCUCACGAGAUUGAAAAUAAUGACAAGAAACCAGGCCCAUCCCAUUUUUAGAAGUAACGCUUGUAAAGGGGAACUUCAAGGCGGAUAAAUAAGGCGGUUUAUGGGCGUGGUAUACCCAUUCAGAGUCCCGUAGAAAAAUAGAGGAGGCGGGACCUAAGUUUUAGUUUGCCUUUGCCUUGUCGAUCUCGGUGCUCUGAAAGUGCCUGUGCGCAGACUCAAUACAUACUUUUCAAAACGAGACACAUAUGUCGGUGCUCUCGCAUCAAUACCUCAACAAAGAGUUUGCAAUUUGUGGUAAUCCUCUAGAUGAAAACAAGAACAGUAAUUCAGGUUUUAAACAACCGUUUGAAAUACGAGCCCAGUGAGACAGAAUAGACGCUGCCGCUCGAUGAACAAGAGAUUUGAGGAGGAACGUCACCGUACGUAAGGACGCUGUGGCGGCCGCGCAGAUGUCCCUUCACCCGGCUAAGCAACAGCGGCACAAAUUCCUGAAAACGAUGGUGUGAGUCGAGUAGUAAUGGGCGCUGAGUGCAGCCACCUAGCGUGGCCCUGUUACUCCGGCCGAAAUUAGAGGAGAGGCGACAGUUGAGUCCGCAAUGUCUGACCCGAGCUGCUGGAGUGUUGUCCCGGGCGGGAAAGCGCACUUUGUCCCAGGAGCUCUGCUGCAACGUUCCAAGAGCUGUCGAAGCAGCAACAGAAAAAGUCUGGUGGUAGGAACACCUUCACCGACACUGUCGAGACCUCUGUCUCCCCUGUCAGUGCCAACAGCUGGAAGCAGUCCGUUGGACAGCCCCAGGAACUUUUCCACGAGUGCCUCCCUUAACUUUCCCUUUGCUCGCAGUCAUGCUCCUCGAGCUGACAGGGCCGAUGGCCGCAGGUGGUCUCUGGCCUCCUUACCAUCCUCAGGCUAUGGAACUAAUACUCCAAGUUCUACUGUUUCGUCCUCCUCCUCUUCCCAAGAGAGGCUGCACCAGCUGCCCUACCAACCAACCCCCGAUGAGCUUCACUUCUUGUCCAAGCACUUUCGGAGCACAGAGAGCGUUACUGAUGAGGAUGGGCACCACUCGUCUUCGGUGCGGCCACGUUCUCGGAGCCUCAGCCCUGGGCGGACAAGCGGAUCCUUUGAUAAUGAGAUUGUGAUGAUGAAUCAUGUUUACAAAGAGCGAUUCCCAAAGGCUACGGCACAGAUGGAGGAGCGACUCUUGGAGAUUAUUACCCAGCACUCUCCAGAUAGCACCCUGCCUUUGUCAGAUGGGGUUUUGGGCUUUAUCCAGCAUCAGCUGAUUGAGUUAGCACGUGACUGUCUGGAUAAAUCCCGUAAGGGCCUGGUCACCUCGCGCUAUUUCUUAGAGCUACAGGAGAAGCUGGAUAAAAUGCUUCAUGAGGCCUUUGAACGUUCUGAGAGUGAAGAGGUACCGGUCAUCACCCAGUUAGUGAGAAAAAUCCUCAUUGUCAUUGCUCGGCCAGCAAGGCUGCUAGAGUGUCUGGAGUUUGACCCAGAGGAAUUCUAUCAUUUACUGGAAGCAGCAGAAGGGCAUGCUAAAGUGGGUCAAGGGAUCAAGACUGACAUUCCCCGCUAUAUCAUAAGCCGGUUGGGACUCACCAAAGACCCUCUGGAAGAAAUGGUACAGCUUGAACACUACGACUCUGGUAGCACGCUGACACAGGAGAUGGACGAUCCACAGGAGAGUCGGGCCUCCUCCACACCACCAAGAAGAAAACCUAAAGAAAGCGACUUUGAAACGCUCAAGUUGAUCAGCAAUGGUGCAUACGGUGCGGUCUACUUGGUGCGGCACAGAGAAACACGUCAACGGUUUGCUAUGAAGAAGAUCAACAGGCAGAACCUAAUUCUCCGCAACCAAAUCCAGCAAGUUUUUGUUGAGCGGGACAUCCUGACGUUUGCUGAAAAUCCCUUUGUGGUCAGCAUGUUCUGCUCCUUUGAGACUCGUCGUCACCUAUGCAUGGUUAUGGAGUAUGUGGAAGGUGGGGACUGUGCCACACUUCUGAAAAACAUGGGCCCCCUACCAGUGGAUAUGGCCAGGAUGUACUUUGCAGAGACGGUUUUGGCUCUAGAGUAUUUACACAACUAUGGAAUUGUACACCGUGAUCUGAAGCCUGAUAAUUUGUUAAUUACAUCCAUGGGCCACAUCAAGCUCACUGAUUUUGGGCUUUCGAAAAUUGGCCUGAUGAACAUGACAACUAAUCUGUACGAGGGGCAUGUUGAGAAGGACACACGCGAGUUCAUUGAUAAGCAGGUUUGUGGUACUCCUGAGUACAUUGCUCCAGAGGUGAUUCUGCGUCAAGGUUAUGGAAAACCUGUGGAUUGGUGGGCAAUGGGGAUUAUCCUGUAUGAGUUCCUGGUGGGUUGUGUCCCAUUCUUUGGCGAUACACCUGAAGAACUUUUUGGUCAGGUGGUAAGCGAUAAAAUUGUGUGGCCCGAUGGUGAAGAUGUCCUCCCCACUGAUGCUCAAGACCUCAUCACGUGUUUGCUGAAGCAAAGUCCACUAGAACGCCUUGGGACAGGUGGAGCCUGUGAGGUUCGGCAGCACCCCUUCUUCUCUGGUCUUGACUGGAAUGGACUACUGCGGCAAAAAGCUGAGUUUAUCCCUCAGCUGGAGUCUGAGGAUGAUACCAGUUAUUUUGAUACUCGCUCAGAAAGGUACCACCAUCUGGCCUCUGAGGAUGAUGACGAUGAGACCAAUGAAGAUGAAUCGUCUUUGGAAAUUCGCCAGUUCUCUUCUUGUUCACACCGUUUUAGUAAGGUUUACAGCAGCUCAGAGCACUUGGCAAACCCUUUGAGCCACAGUUCCUCUCCCUCAGAACGUAGCCAUAGUGAGGACAAGUGUGACCGAAUGGACAGCCAGGCUUCUCAUGGCUUAAGCGAAGACAUGGUGCGGGGACAGGGAAGUGAAAAGCGAUGGAGACCAAGAGCCUCCUCAAGCUCUUCACAGCCUGACAGAAGCUCCAGCACAUUGGUGAAGAGUAGUACCCACAGCCUGGACACAAUGCCACGCUUUGCCUUCUCCACAGAGGAUGAAGGUGAGGAAAGCAAGCUGGGAGAGGGCCAGAGACCACAGUUCACUCAUGGAGAUGGAGGCAAUGAGGCAGCAGCCUUGCCAGCAGAUAUUGUGAUAUCCAGCAUUCAGCGCAUCCGUCUAAGAAGUAACAGCACCGGGACUAAGCAUUCAACACCCAGAGACCCAGUUAGCGGCCGCAGGUUCGGAUACCAGCAGCUAGAUACCCCAGAGAAGCCAAAAUUGUCUCCUAUUGGCAGAGUCCCUAAGUCUGCCUCUGUUUCAGCACUUUCUCUCAUCAUUACCACAGAUGACAUGUCUGGUGCACCUCUAGCUAGUCCUAUUUCUCCACGCUCCUUGUCAUCCAAUCCAUCUUCAAGAGACUCUUCACCCAGCCGUGACCUCUGUUUUGGUAUCAGCAGCCUUCGACCUCCUAUCGUUAUCCACAGUUCUGGAAAGAAGUACGGCUUUACACUGCGUGCCAUCCGGGUCUACAUGGGUGACAGUGAUGUCUAUACUGUGCACCACAUGGUCUGGAGUGUGGAGGAGGGGAGCCCUGCACAUGAAGCUGGCCUAAAGGCAGGUGAUCUUAUCACACAUGUAAACAGUGAGUCCGUCCAGGGGCUCGUUCACACUGAUGUUGUGGAACUGCUGCUAAAGAGUGGUUGUAAAGUUGCUUUACAAACUACUGCAUUAGAGAACACCUCAAUCAAAAUCGGGCCAGCUCGGAAAGCCAGCUUCAAAGGAAAGAUGGCCAGGCGGAGUCGGAGGACAAGAAAAAAAGACCACCAAGACAGCAAGCGACGCUCAAUUUUUAAGAAGAUUCCCAAGCAGACAGCUGUACUCCAAACCAGCCGAAGCUUUUCUUCUGGACUUCAGCAUUCAGUUUCUUCCAGCGAGAGUUUGCCAGGGUCACCCACACAUAGCUUGUCCCCAGGACCCUCCACACCUUGUCGUAGCCCAGCCCCAGACUUGCCAUCUGAUCACAGUUCUCCACCCAGCACGUCACCCUGCUCUAGUACACCCAGCUCACCAGCCGGCCAUAUCCGCCCCAACUCUCUACAUGGCUUGGGUGCUAAGUUAAGUGGCCAGCGCUACAAAGUGGGUCGACGCAAAUCCACUAGCAACAUACCCCCGUCCCCUCUGGCUUGUAACCCUUGCCCAUCACCUCAGCCCCCGUCACCCCAGAGAUCUCCUUCUCCUUUGCCCAAUUUCACCAAAAAUUUGCAUUCCUUUCAUGGGAAGACAUUGUCCCCUCCCACAAUCAUACGACACAUAGCUCGUCCUCGUAGUAGUGAACCACCCCGUUCUCCUUUGUUGAAGAGGGUCCAAUCUGCUGAAAAGCUUUCAGCAUCUUACCACUGUGAAAAGCGUGGUUACAGUUCCCACAGGCACACACUUGAGGUUCCUCAUGGAGAUGGUGCUGUGGAGGUGUCUGUAGACUCUGAAGGAGAAAGCCCUAGUGCCUUUGGGGGCUACCAGGGAGACCACUGUCGAGGACUUGGUUACUUAGGGACACAACGCCUGCGGGACUGGACUGGUGGUGACAAGCCAGAAGGCAUUGUAGUCAUGAGGAAACUGAACCUGUCAGAAAGGAGAGACUCUUUCAAGAAGCAAGAAGCAGUUCAAGAGGUUAGCUUUGAUGACCCUGAUGUGACACCUGUAAGUGGUGAAAAGACAACUAGUGACCCUCAAAAUAAAGUGUGUGGGGUUCUCCCUGUCCCAUACCGGAAACAGUUCAAGGCUUCCUGGAUUGAAAAUGAGUCAAACCAGCCAUCAGUCAGGAGGUCAACCUUGGUGCCCCAAAUAGCUGUUCAAGGUUCCGAGGGAGAAGAACAGGGGAAGAAUGUGGUGGAGUGGGAUCAUGAUGGUUUGUAUCACUGUCGGGAUGCCAGUGUAGAAAAAGAUGAAACAAAAGGCAGCUUUCAGGAGGAAACGGGAAACCAAGAGCUGCAAGUGACUGCAGUUGCAUGUUGGGAAAUCCCAUCAGCUGUGACAACAAAGGAAAAGGAAGGAAAAAAACAAGAGUCGUCAUCUUAGAAACAAAGAUGUAAUUAUGGAGAACCAAGGAGCUCCACAAGUGAAGGGACCAUCAAUACUAAAUUGCCAAAAACUUAAAGCACAUAAUGUCAACCUCAACAUAAAAUAAAUUUCUGCAAAGCCCUUUAAAUCAAAAUGAAGGAACGAAAUCUGCCAAAAUGUAACAAUUUUUGCAAAAAGAAAAAUACACAGAAAAGACAAACCUUUAUUUUUUAAAAAGAUCAACUAAAUUGUUUUACUCUUUAUAAAAUCCAUACAAAAACCUUUGGCUCCCUGGAGCGUUACGCAGGGAUUUAUUUAUUACUUUUGUAUGUUGGUUAAUAUUUGUAUUUGUGGCAAAAAAAAAAUCUUAAUUUCAAGUGUUUUUUUUUUUUUUUCUUGUUUUUUUGGAUCAAUUAUUCUCAAAGUCCUUUUUAAAUGUUUUUAUAUGUAGCUUGCCUCUGACUGCUCAACAGUCCAUUUUAUUUUAUGUUCUUAGAGAAAUUUUGUGGUACUAAAAAGCAGUUCAACAACCUGUUCGAUUUUUGGACAUAAUGUUAUGUCCAUUUUCAUUGAAGUUGCCUUCAAAAAAAUGCAUUCUAAGUCAUGAGUGUUUAGAAAGAUAACAUUUUCCCCCUUCUAAAAAUUGUGUCCUUUUGUUGCAUAUUAAUUUUACUCUUGUAUUCAAACUUUAUCUCCAUACGCAUCAGUUGUUUAAAGGCAGAUGACAGGAAUAUAGUUUUAAUUUGCAGUUUUCUUUUUUGGUGAAGCCAGUUGGGUAUAGUAGUGACUUUUUAAAAUAAUUUAACUCUGUUCCUCACUAAUUAUUUGCUAUUUUAAAAAAAUUUGAAAUUGAGAUGAGGUGCAUACUUGUAGAUUUUAGUGAGUUUUAAGUUCCUAUCAGGACUGGACCCUACAGCAUGUACCCAUUUUCUGUUGACAUCAGGUUUGUCAGGAACUCCAGGGUGUGUUUUUUUUU